This is a messenger RNA of Trametes versicolor FP-101664 SS1, 1065 nucleotides long. Its product is annotated as ferrochelatase. The record is from RefSeq and is a predicted model, not a curated record. Lineage: Eukaryota; Fungi; Basidiomycota; Agaricomycetes; Polyporales; Polyporaceae. Gene Ontology annotation, molecular function: protoporphyrin ferrochelatase activity. Gene Ontology annotation, biological process: heme biosynthetic process. The transcript is spliced from 4 exons. Bases 1 to 1065 code for a protein of 354 amino acids.
AUGCUGAACAUGGGCGGUCCGUCAACGGUACCCGAGACCCACGACUUCCUCAAGAACCUCUUCAUGGACGGUGAUCUCAUCCCCUUGCCCUUCCAAUCCGUCCUCGCGCCAUGGAUAGCAAGACGCCGCACACCACAAAUCGAGAAGCAGUAUGAAGACAUAGGUGGUGGUUCCCCUAUCCUCCACUACACAAAGCUACAGGGCGAACGCAUGGCCACGAUUCUUGACGAACUGCACCCUGCCACGGCACCCCACAAGAGCUAUGUCGCGUUCCGCUAUGCGCGUCCCCUUACGGACGAGACGGCCCGGCAGAUAAAGGCAGAUGGCGUCAAGCGCGCGAUCGCGUUCACGCAGUAUCCCCAGUACAGCUGCAGCACCACAGGGAGCAGUCUGAACGAGCUGUAUCGGAAGGGCAAGACGAGCGACUUCGGGGACGGGGUAGAAUGGAGUGUGAUUGACCGGUGGGGUACUCAUCCCGGUUUUAUCGAGGCGGUCGCGCAGAACAUCGAGCGUGCGCUGGCGAAGUUCCCUGCCGAGAAGCGCUCAGAGACGGUCCUGCUCUUCUCCGCACAUUCGCUCCCGAUGUCCGUGGUGAACCGCGGCGACCCCUACAUUCUCGAAGUCUCGGCGACAGUGUCCACAGUCAUGGACCGCCUCGGCCACUCGAAUCCGUAUCGGCUUGUCUGGCAGUCCCAGGUUGGGCCUUCGGCGUGGAUGGGCAUGCAGACGAGCGAGGCAAUCAAGGGUCUCGCCCGACUUGGGAAGAAGCAGGUGGUGCUCGUGCCGAUCGCGUUCACAAGCGACCAUAUUGAGACGCUGUACGAACUAGAUCUCGAGUACGUCAAGGAGGGACAAGAGCUCGGCAUGGAGGUCCACCGCGCAGAGUCUUUAAAUGACUCUCCCGUGUUCAUCCGUGCUCUCGCGGAUAUGGCCGCGGCGCAUUUGAAGGACUACACCGGCGGAAAGAUCGGCCCGACCAGCCUCCAGCUGGGCUUGCGGUGUCCUGGCUGCACAAAUGCCACGUGCGGAGCGCAGAAGACGUGGUUCGCCAAGGGCGGCCGAUAG